AUUUUUAUUUUUACGGGACGAAUAUUUCUUUCUUUCUUUCAUCUCUUUGUCUCUCUCUUUCUCUCUCGAUCAAAGUCCAAAAUUGACAAAGGAUUGAGAUGGAUUUGAUUUUGGAGUCGAUUGAUUCGGAUGAGAUUGAAGCAAUUGGAAUCGGAAGAGAUCGGUGAUCGAGCAUACUACUCUUCGCUUAUCACUCUUGUUAAGAGUUUUGACUCUGUUCUUGAAGUCUAUGAAGGUUUCUGCAAUUUGAAACAUGUGGAGUUAAAGUUGAAAUUAUCCCGGGGUUAUUCUUCUCGAAAUAUUCAAGUUAGAGAAGCAAAAUUGUGUUCUGCGUCCAAAAUUGUAGUUGGGAUCUCGAUACGUUACCAUACAAUUCAUUCAUCUGUGUCUGUGGCUAAGUACUUAGCGAAGAAAGUAUCAAAAGAUUGUUGUGUUCUCGCUAUUGACAAUGGAAAAGUCAUGUUUCAGAAAGAUGGUUCCUCAUCGAUCAUUCAUCACUCUCAAGGCAACAAAAAGGACCUGGUUCCAUUUCGUUGGAAUGAAAGAUAUAAGGUGGCCGUGGGAAUAGCUGAGGCGUUGGACUAUCUUCAUAACAGUGCUCCAUAACCUGUUAUUCACAGAGAUGUUAUGUCAUCAAACAUAUUAUUGUCUGAUAAUUUUGAGCCACAUGCGAAGCAGAUUCUGGAUAACAAAAAAUAUUCUCAACUAUUGUACCCAAGUUUGCAAGAUGACAGCAAAAGCGACCAGAUGGAGAGGUUGGCGUUAGCAGCCGCUCUUUUUAUAAGACAUCAAUCUAGGCCUGAAAUGGGAAUGGUACAUUACACCAGAGUGUGAUGUUGUGGCGACCAUUUUUGAGUACCAAGGAUACACAAAGUCACCUGAGGAAGCUGUUGUCGAUGCCAUUAAAGCAGGAUAAAGGACAACGAUGGUGCUUGUAAACCACAUUGACCACACACAACAAUCUCCACACAAGAGGCUCCACACACAACAGUCUCCCUUUUAUGUAAUUUAAAUUUUUGUGACAAGUACAUGUUUUGUUUUUUUGUGACACACACCACAAGUCUUUACCACAUAUAUUUUCAGAAGUACACUUUUUUUGUUUUUUUGUGACACACACCACAAGUUACACACAAGUACAUGUUUUGUUUUUAUCUCACCAUACCACAAACUUUGUUACGAUUGAACACCACAUAUUUUUGACCAUGCAAGUCUAUAAAACGAAGAGAUGGACUUAUCAAACACUCACCAAUUCACAAACCUAUCAAACACUCUCUAUCUUAUCAAACACUCACUAUAAUUUCUUUAACUUUUCUCAUAAAGUAGCAUCGUCUUCUCACAAUAAUUUUGAUGACACCAUUGAUGAAUGCUUAAAUCAAGUUUGUGACCAAAUUUCCAAUCAAUUUUGGCAAUCUCUUCUUAUUCCAUCUGUUCAACAUCAACAACCACCCAAACCAAAGAAGCCGCAAACUUUCAUUGAAAGAGACUGUGAAGUCGGCCACGCCCACUUGUGGAACGAUUACUUUAGUGAAGAUGCGAUCUACCCUCCUCGUAUUAUCCGACGCCAUUUUAGAAUGAGCUAGCCCUUGUUCAUGCGAAUCGUUGAGCGACUCGGAAAUCAAAUUCCAUUCUUUCAACAACGUAGAGAUGCUACAGGAAGGUUGGGGCUUUCAGCACUACAAAAGUGUACAGCAGCAAUUCGUAUGAUGGCAUAUGGUUCGGCUGCUGAUGCGGUUGACGAAUACUUCCGAGUUGCUGAAAGCACGGCGUACUCAUGCAAUUAUAAAUUGUUUCGAAGAUGAGUACUUACAAAGACCGACACCAGAAGAUCUUCGACGACUACUCGAUAUUGGAGAGCUAUGCGUUUUUCCGGGGAUGAUAGGAAGCAUCGAUUGUAUGCAUUGCGAAUGGAAGAAUUGUCCAACCGCAUGGAAAGGUCAAUAUACAUGUGGUUCUGGCAAGCCAACAAUCAAGAGCUUUCUCUUCAAAGACUUGGUAAUACUCGUUGGGGUUCUCAUUAUCGAAUAUUAUUAUGCAUGGUUGAUUUGUUUCCUUCUAUUGUUGAAGUACUUGAGUAUAUCCAAAACAAAGGAGUUGAGGACUCAAAAAGACGCCAAGCAUAUGGUCUUCUCAAGUACUUUCACACAUUUGAUUGUAUCUUCUAUAUACAACUAAUGUUACUUAUAUUGGGACUAAUCAAAAAUUUAUCAAUGGCUUUGCAAAGAAAAGAUCAAGAUAUUUUGAAUGCCAUGUCAUUGGUGGAGUCAACUAAGCGAGAGUUACAAAAUCUUAGGAAUGAUGGUUGGGAUUCAUUUAUGGAUAAAGUUUUUUCUUUUUGUGAGAAACACGAUGCUGAAAUACUCAAUAUGGAGGAAGACUUUGUUGAUUCAAAGAGGCCAAGACAAAAGACCCACAUAACCAAUCUCCAUCAGUAUAAGGUUAACUGUUUUUAUACUGUUUUAGAUUUGCAGCUUCAAGAGUUUAAUGAUCGUUUCACUGAGGUAAACACUGAUAUGCUAAUUUGUAUGGCUUCAUUGAGUCCAAUUGGUUCCUUUCGUGAGUUUGACAAGGAAAAAUUAGUCAGAUUGGCCAAAUUAUAUCCGGAAGAUUUUAGCGUUGAGGAGUGUUUAUCUCUUGAGCAUCAACUUGGAAUCUACAUUGACAAUGUAAGAGAAGAUAAAAUGUUCGAUAAUUUGAAAAAUCUUGGAGAUAUUUCUCGUUUAAUGGUGGAAACACAAAAGCAUCUCUCACAUCCUUUGGUUUAUCGGCUGUUAAAGUUAGUAUUAACUUUAUAUGUCGCUACCGCAAGGGUCGAAAGGUGUUUUUCUACAAUGAAACUAGUGAAGACAGCAACUCGCAACCGCAUUGGAGACCAAUUUCUAAGUGACUAUCUUGUAUGUUAUAUUGAAAAAGAGUUGCUUGAUUUUGUCACUAAUGAAAUAGUGAUAAAGAGAUUUCAGUCUAUGAGUGAGCGUAGAGUAUGCUUGUAA
Molecule: messenger RNA, 2987 nt
Organism: Camelina sativa (false flax)
Lineage: Eukaryota; Viridiplantae; Streptophyta; Magnoliopsida; Brassicales; Brassicaceae
Product: protein kinase STUNTED-like
Source: RefSeq, a predicted model, not a curated record